Carica papaya (papaya) is the source of this 1147-nucleotide messenger RNA. RefSeq names its product GRAM domain family protein. The record is from RefSeq and is a predicted model, not a curated record. NCBI's taxonomy places the organism in Eukaryota, Viridiplantae, Streptophyta, Magnoliopsida, Brassicales, Caricaceae.
ACUUCCUGUUUUUGUUAAAAUGUUAAAUAAUUCCAGCAUCUUCAGAAUCAAAUUCGUCUGAUAAUUUUGUUUAAGGCGCCGAUAAGUUUUGUAAAAGGCAGCAAAUGAAGAAGAAGACUAUUAACAAACAGACCAAAAAGCAGAGAACCUCCAUCUUUUGGAGACCCAUGAGCAGGGAGCACAUGCACAUGCACAUGCGAUUCCAUUCAAUCGCUUAACUCAGUUCUUCGUCGUCCCUGCCGGAUUACCGGAUCGUGACCGAUUUUCAUCCAACAACUAGAACUCAUAAAAAGUAUACCAGAAUCAGAAUCAGAAUCGGAGACACAAGGAAAAGUGGCGGGAGUGAUGGUGAUGGCGCCAAUUUGGUGGAUCACGCAAUUACCUUCUUAAUUAAUCGACAACUAUCCUCUUUCGCAAAAUCCACAACUCACGAAACCGAGCUUCCUACGCAGAUUUCUCCCAACUCUCAAUUUCAUCGUCAAUGAACAACGACAGUAAUCCUUAUAUACGGAUCUCACCAACGUCAGCAUCCGGCAGGGGGCCGAUGGGUGUGUUAUGCGAUGCGUUGAAUCGAUGCGGAAAGAGAAUGGAAGAUGCCACGCGAAAAGCGGAGACGCUUGCUGACAGCUUUUGGCAUCAUCUCAGGGUGAGUCCUAGUCUGAGUGAUGCAGCAAUGGCAAGGCUUGCUCAGGGAACAAAAUUGCUUACAGAAGGAGGGCCUGUUAAGGUAUUCCAACAGGAAUUCAACCUUUUAGCUGGAGAGAAGCUGUUAAAUUCAUUCGUUUGCUAUCUAUCGACAUCCUCAGGACCUGUAAUUGGGACUCUUUACGUUUCAACUAAACGAGUGUGCUUUUGUAGUGAUUAUCCACUCUCUCGAUAUUCUCCCACCGGAUCCCAUGACUGGAUGCACUACAAGGUGGUGGUGCAGGUUGAUCAGCUGCGGACAGUGAAUCCUAGUGCAAACAGAUUGAACCCUUGUGAGAGGUACAUCCGCAUUGUCACAAAUGAUAAUUAUGAAUUCUGGUUCAUGGGAUUUAUAUCAUAUGACAAGGCGCUCAACACUUUAAACCACGUCGUACAUAACACAGACUGAUUUCUCUGGAAACCCUCCUACUCUUCAUGAAUAUACAUAAAUGUUGGGGUGUAA